Messenger RNA from Cladophialophora immunda, 1813 nucleotides. RefSeq lists its product as uncharacterized. The record is from RefSeq and is a predicted model, not a curated record. Lineage: Eukaryota; Fungi; Ascomycota; Eurotiomycetes; Chaetothyriales; Herpotrichiellaceae. The transcript has 2 exons. Gene Ontology annotation, molecular function: oxidoreductase activity; zinc ion binding. The coding region runs from base 417 to 1487 and encodes 356 amino acids.
CUGUGGGCAAGCAACACGGACGCAGCUAUUGCCUCUGUCGGGAUCGCCACAACCUCUAAUACUCAACGAGAGCCAGGCGUUACCACUGAUGACUGGUCCUAAGAGCGCUGGAAUGUCCGCUGGUGUGCGUCAGCCCACCUUUGAUCUAUCCACACCAUUCCCCCGCCAUGAACCCUCCGAGGCUGGAAUAAACACACCAUGUUGCUAACCCGUAAAUAAAUGACACCCAAAAACAAUUCUCCUCCGACUGAGGCCGCAGGAUUUACUUGCUUCCCUCACUUCGCAAUAGCUCCUCGCCCAUCAUAUAACCCGAGCUAAAAGGCUCCAAAUAUUGCCGUCGUGUUCUGUCUGCCCAGAAUUCCACACCUCACCAACCGAUUUAACACACAGAGACAAAGGCCAAAGAAUAGCACAUCAUGGCUUCGAAGGGUACGAUGAAGGCGGUCGUCUUCAAGGGCAAGCUGCAAGUUGAAGUUGAGGACAGACCUAUCCCCAAAAUCCAAGAUCCCAAAGACAUCAUUGUCAAAGUCAGAUACACUGCGCUUUGCGGGAGUGAACUUCAUGUCUUUCGCGGCCAUCAGCCGUCCGGCACUGGCUUCAUCAUGGGCCACGAGUUUACGGGAGAGGUUGUUGAGACAGGUUCCGACGUCAAAUCGUUCAAAAAGGGGGACAAGAUCGUCACACCCUUUACCACCAACUGUGGCGAAUGCUUUUACUGCAAGAGAGGGUUCUCAUCACGUUGCGAGAAAUGCCAACUCUUCGGAACGGUAAUCCUCGACGGCGGGCAAGCAGAAUACUGUCGAAUCCCACUGGCAGACAGCACGGUCGUCAAGGCCCCAGCGAAUAUUCAGGAGAAUAAGCUUGUGCUGAUGGCCGACAUCUUUCCGACAGGGUAUUUUGCCGCUGCCAACGCAUUUCGAGGGAUGGACCAGGAAGUGAUAUCGCAGAGUGUCGUGCUCCUCAUUGGAUGUGGACCGGUCGGAUUAUGUUCCCUGGUCUGCGCUCUCGAGUACAAACCCAAAGCUAUCCUCGCCAUCGACGGCGUUGAGGCUCGUUUGGAGCAGGCGAGAAAGCUCGGCGCCGAGCCCUGGAAUUACCAGAAGGACAUGGAUGGGUUGAAGAAGCGGGUAUUGGAACUCUCGGACGGAAGGGGAGCAGACACAGCAAUCGAACUGGUAGGUCACAGCAGUGCGUUGGGCAUGGCCUUUGACCUUCUGAGACCGUGGGGCAACAUUUCUAGCAUUGGCGUCCAUAACGGAGAGAUUCCAUGGACAGGAAAUCAGGCUUACGGGAAGAACUUGAGAAUUCAGAUGGGCAGGUGUCCAGUUCGAAGCCUCUUUGAAGAGGCCCUGGACAUGCUUGCAAAGAAACAGGACCAGUUGGAUUUCAUGACUGACAACAUCAAGCCUCUCACGGAGGCCGUGAAGUGGUACGAUGAGUUCAACAACAUGAGAGUUCAAAAGGUGGUUUUUGAGGCAGAUAAAUGAGCGGUUAGGAAUACUUGCCUCCCUUCUGUCUCUAGAUCCCUACGCAGGGGUUCACAAGAUAUUGUAGUCCCUGGGGGUAGCUCUGGCUAAUGCAGACUGGAUCUCAACCUUUGAAUCUCCCAGGAUUCCCCAUGUUCCCGAGAUCAAACAAACUCUGGUACAACGGGUACUACGUUUGGACAUGGUGGCUGCAUGCGUUCUGGUGGGUCAAAGACGUUUAUCCCCGCCACAUAGGAUCUUGGCCCAGAUUCAUGAUGCCGAUGAGAAGAUCGGAUAGUAUUCAUGGCAUAUUAUGCGGGUAGAUAGGAGGUCAGGGAGGCUGGCGC